Loxodonta africana (African savanna elephant) is the source of this 10093-nucleotide messenger RNA. RefSeq names its product regulatory factor X associated protein (gene RFXAP). NCBI's taxonomy places the organism in Eukaryota, Metazoa, Chordata, Mammalia, Proboscidea, Elephantidae. Bases 233 to 784 code for a protein of 183 amino acids. Gene Ontology annotation, cellular component: nucleus. The transcript is spliced from 2 exons. Gene Ontology annotation, biological process: regulation of transcription by RNA polymerase II. The record is from RefSeq and is a predicted model, not a curated record.
CGCACAUGCGCAGUCGGUAGGCCUUGGGGCGCAGCGCCUCUUCCUGCUGCGCGUCCCGGUCCUCGGUGUGCGGAGGGCUUUUGGGCGCGGCAGGCGCUGAAGAGGUGGGGGUCUUGGGCCCCGGCCGAGGCUCUGCAGCACGGAGGUGCAGAGUGUCGAUGAGGGCCCGGGGAUCGACGCAGCCUCCGCGGUCCCCGGCGCGGCUCGGGCCCCGCAGCUGACCCUGCUGGUGAUGCGCCCCUGUGGAGCGCAGGACGAGGCAGCGGCCGCAGCGGGGCGGCCCGUCAGGUACCUGUGUGAGGUGGCCGGGGAUGGCGAGGAGGAGGCAGGCGACGACGAAACGGAGCUGCUGGACGCCUCGGACCCCCCGGGCGGCGGCGAGAGCACGGCCAGCUUGGAGGAUCUGGAGGACGAGGAAACCCACUCCGGGGGCGAGGGCGGCCGCGGCGGGGCCCGGGGACGGAGCAGCGGCGGGGGCAGCGCGAGCAAGACCUGCAACUACGAGGGUUGCAGCGAGACCACGAGCCAGGUGGCCAAGCAGCGUAAGCCGUGGAUGUGCAAGAAGCACCGCAACAAGAUGUACAAGGACAAGUACAAAAAGAAGAAAAGCGACCAGGCCCUCAACUGUGGUGGGGCCGCCUCGGCCACCAGCGCGGGAAGCGUCAAGCUGGAGAGGCAGGGCCAAGAUGGCGGACUAGGUGGACGCUACCGUGGAUCCCUCUUGCAACAAAGACUCGGAAAAACAAGUGAAUCGAUCACAUACAUAACAAUCUACAAACUCUGAACAACAAAAACAGAUUUAGAGACGGAGAACGAACAAAUACGGGGAGACAGCGAUUGUUUUCAGAGCCUGGAGCCAGCGUACCAGUCAGGUGACCUUCGGAGCCCGAUUUGGGGCAGAGCCCAGGGGGGCAGAUGGCACAGACAAGGGGCCCAGCCCUAGCCCCCGAACUCAUUCCGGGAGGGGGCCUAGCCGGUUCGCGCGGGCGGCGUGGCGGCGCAGCUGGUGGGAGAAGUCCCCAGGAGGCAGUGACUGGUCUUGGAGCGGGGAGUUCAGCGUCCCAGCCGGGGAGUCGUCCCGCCGGGAUUUUGGCGGGCCGCGCAUGUGGCGUGAGCACGGGGAGCAGCUCCAUCCCCCUGAAUUGACCCCGGGGGGGGGGGCCUAGCCAGUUCGUGCGGCCGGCGUGGUCGCGCAGCCGGUGGAAGAAGUCCCCGGGAGGCAGUGGCUGGUCUUGGAGCGGGGAGAGCGGCAUCCCAGCCGGGACGCGCAGUCACGGCGCAGGCGCGGGGAGCUGCUCCGCUCUCCUGAGCUGACCCCGGGGGGGGAGCCAGCCGGUUCGCGGGGGUGGCGCAGCGACACGGCUGGUGGGACGGGGAGUCCCCGGGAGGCAGCUUCUGAUUUUGGAGUCGGGAGUGCACCGUCCUAGUAGGGGAACCUUAACCUUGGGGGUGGGGCUGAUAGCGGAGGAUCUGACUGUGACUCCAGCGGGCCAGACCCCCCGGGGGCAAUCUCCACACAGCCAGCACACACAGGCGACGCGCCCCGCGGAAAUCUCAGAUAUAAUAGUCAUUCCAAGCAAGACAAGCAACUCUGGCUAUAUUCUGAGGUGCUACUCUCCUAGCUCUCUGAUCCCUCCCCCAGCCUCCACAGGCGGCUCCAUUAACAUCUGAAUAGCCUGAGCCAGAGGGAGAACCCUGAUAGGGAUCUGACUGCAUUUUUUUUAGCAGAUUUUCUGGAAAAACUAGUUUCCCAGUGAUGGCUCGGAGACAGCAAUCCAUAUCAAACCACUUAAAGAAGCAGACCAUGACAGCUUCUCCAACCCCCCAAACAAAAGAAUCAAAAUCUUUCCAAAGGAAGAUACAAUCCUGGAAUUAUCAGAUACAGAAUAUAAAAAACUAAUUUACAGAAUGCUUCAAGACAUCACAAACGAAAUAAGGCAAACUGCAGAAAAAGCCAAGGAACACACUGAUAAAACUGUUGAAGAACUCAAAAAGAUUAUUCAAGAACAUAGUGGAAAAAUUAAUAAGUUGCAAGAAUCCAUAGAGAGACAGCAUGUAGAAAUCCAAAAGAUUAACAAUAAAAUUACAGAAUUAGACAAUGCAAUAGGAAGUCAGAGGAGCAGGCUCGAGCAAUUAGAAUGCAGACUGGGACAUCUGGAGGACCAGGGAAUCAACAGCAAUAUAGCUGAAAAAAAAUCAGAGAAAAGAAUGAAAAAAAAAGAAGAAACCCUAAGAAUCAUGUGGGACUCUAUCAAGAAGGAUAACCUGCGGGUGAUUGGAGUCCCAGAACAGGGAGGGGGGACAGAAAACACAGAGAAAAUAGUUGAAGAACUCCUGACACAAAACUUCCCUGACAUCAUGAAAGACGAAAGGAUAUCUAUCCAAGAUGCUCAUCGAACCCCAUUUAAGAUUGAUCCAAAAAGAAAAACACCAAGACAUAUUAUCAUCAAACUUGCCAAAACCAAAGAUAAACAGAAAAUUUUAAAAGCAGCCAGGGAGAAAAGAAAGGUUUCCUUCAAGGGAGAAUCAAUAAGUUCAGACUACUCAGCAGAAACCAUGCAGCUAAGAAGGAAAUGGGACGACAUACACAGAACACUGAAGGAGAAAAACUGCCAGCCAAGGAUCAUAUAUCCAGCAAAACUCUCUCUGAAAUAUGAAGGCGAAAUUAAGAUAUUUACAGAUAAACACAAGUUUAGAGAAUUUGCAAAAACCAAACCAAAGCUACAAGAAAUGCUAAAGGAGAUUGUUUGGUCAGAAAACCAAUAAUAUCAGAUACCAGCACAAUACAAGGUCACAAAACAGAACGUCCUGAUAUCAACUCAAAUAGGGAAAUCACAAAAACAAACAAAUUAAGAUUAAUUUAAAUACAUAAAUAAAUAAUACACAUAACGGAAUCAUGGAAGUCAAUAGGUAAAAGAUCACAAUCAAAAAGAGGGACUAAAUACAGGAGGCAUUGAACUGCCAUAUGGAGAGUGAUACAAGGCGAUAUAGAACGAUACAAGUUAGGUUUUUACUUAGAAAAAUAGGGGUAAAUAAUAAGGUAACCACAAAAAGGAAUAUCAACUCCAUAACUCAAGAUAAAAGCCAAGAAAAACGUAACGACUCAACUAACAUAAAGUCAAACACUAUGAAAAUGAGAAUCUCACAAUUUAUUAAGAAAAAUGUCUCAGCACAAAAAAGUAUGUGGAAAAAUGAAAUGGCCAACAACACACAUGAAAAGGCAUCAAAAUGACAGCACUAAAAACUUAUUUAUCUAUAAUUACGCUGAAUGUAAAUGGACUAAAUGCACCAAUGAAGAGACAGAGAGUCACGGACUGGAUAAAGAAACACGAUCCAUCUAUAUGCUGCCUACAAGAGACACACCUUAGACUUAGAGACACAAACAAACUAAAACUCAAAGGAUGGAAAAAAGUAUAUCAAGCAAACAAUAAGCAAAAAAGAAGAGGAGUAGCAAUAUUAAUUUCUGACAAAAUAGACUUUAGACUUAAAUCCACCACAAAGGAUAAAGAAGGACACUAUAUAAUGAUAAAAGGGACAAUUGAUCAGGAAGACAUAACCAUAUCAAAUAUUUAUGCACCCAAUGACAGGGCUGCAAGAUACAUAAAUCAAAUUUUAACAGAAUUGAAAAGUGAGAUAGACACCUCCACAUUUAUAGUAGGAGACUUCAACACACCACUUUCGGGGAAGGACAGGACAUCCAGUAAGAAGCUCAAUAGAGACACGAAAGACCUACUUACAACAAUCAACCAACUUGACCUCAUAGACUUAUACAGAAUUCUCCACCCAACUGCUGCAAAGUAUACUUUUUUUUCUAGCGCACAUGGAACAUUCUCUAGAAUAGACCACAUAUUAGGUCAUAAAACAAAUCUUUGCAGAGUCCAAAACAUCGAAAUAUUACAAAGCAUCUUUUCAGACCACAAGGCAAUGAAACUAGAAAUCAAUAACAGAAAAACUAGGGAAAAGAAAUCAAAUACUUGGAAAAUGAACAGUACCCUCCUGAAAAAAGACUGGGUUAUAGAAGAUAUCAAGCAGGGAAUAAGGAAAUUCAUAGAAUGCAACGAGAAUGAAAAUACUUCCUAUCAAAACCUCUGGGACACAGCAAAAGCAGUGCUCAGAGGCCAAUUUAUAUCGAUAAAUGCACACAUACAAAAAGAAGAAAGAGCCAAAAUCAGAGAACUGUCCCGACAACUUCAACAAAUAGAAAGUGAGCAACAAAAGAACCCAUUAGGCACCAGAAAAAAACAAAUAAUAAAAAUUAGAGCUGAACUAAAUGAAUUAGAGAACAGAAAAAGAAUUGAAAGAAUUAACAAAACCAUAAGCUGGUUCUUUGAAAAAUUAACAAAAUUGAUAAACCAUUGGCUAGACUGACUAAAGAAAUACAGGAAAGGAAACAAAUAACCCGAAUAAGAAAUGAGAAGGACCACAUCACAACAGAACCAAAUGAAAUUAAAAGAAUCAUUUCAGAUUACUACGAAAAAUUGUACUCUAACAAAUUUGAAAACCUAGAAGAAAUGGAUGAAUUCUUGAAAAAACGCUACCUACCUAAACUAACACAUUCAGAAGUAGAACAACUAAAUAGACCCAUAACAAAAAAAGAGAUUGAAACGGUAAUCAAAAAACUCCCAACAAAAAAAAGCCCUGGCCCAGAUGGCUUCACUGCAGAGUUCCACCAAACUUUCAGAGAAGACUUAACACCACUACUACUGAAGGUAUUCCGAAGCAUAGAAAAGGACGGAAUACUACCCAACUCAUUCUGUGAAGCCACCAUCUCCCUGAUACCAAAACAGGGUAAAGACAUUACAAAAAAAGAAAAUUACAGACCUAUAUCGCUCAUGAACAUAGAUGCAAAAAUCCUCAACAAAAUUCUAGCCAAUAGAAUCCAACAACACAUCAAAAAAAUAAUUCACCCUGAUCAAGUGGGAUUUAUACCAGGUAUGCAAGGCUGGUUUAAUAUCAGAAAAACCAUUAAUGUAAUCCAUCACAUAAAUAAAACAAAAGAUAAAAACCACAUGAUCUUACCAAUCGAUGCAGAAAAGGCAUUUGACAAAGUUCAACACCCAUUCAUGAUAAAAACUCUUACCAAAAUAGGAAUUGAAGGAAAAUUCCUCAACAUAAUAAAGGGCAUCUGUGCAAAGCCAACAGCCAAUAUCACUCUAAAUGGAGAGAACCUGAAAGCAUUUCCCUUGAGAACGGGAACCAGACAAGGAUGCCCUUUAUCACCACUCUUAUUCAACAUCGUGCUGGAAGUCCUAGCCAGGGCAAUUAGGCUAGACAAAGAAAUAAAAGGUAUCCGGAUUGGCAAGGAGGAAGUAGAGGUAUCACUAUUUGCAGAUGACAUGAUCUUAUACACAGAAAAGCCUAAGGAAUCCUCCAGAAAACUACUGAAACUAAUAGAAGAGUUUGGCAGAGUCUCAGGUUAUAAAAUAAACAUACAAAAAUCACUUGGAUUCCUCUACAUCAACAAAAAGAACACCGAAGAGGAAAUAACCAAAUCAAUACCAUUCACAGUAGCCCCCAAGAAGAUAAAAUACUUAGGAAUAAGUCUUACCAAGGAUGUAAAAGACCUAUACAAAGAAAACUACAAAGCUCUACUACAAGAAAUUCAAAAGGACAUACUUAAGUGGAAAAACAUACCUUGCUCACGGAUAGGAAGACUUAACAUAGUAAAAAUGUCUAUUCUACCAAAAGCCAUCUAUACAUAUAACACACUUCCAAUCCAAAUUCCAAUGUCAUCUUUUACGGGGAUAGAGAAACAAAUCACCAAUUUCAUAUGGAAGGGAAAGAAGCCCCGGAUAAGCAAAGCAUUACUGAAAAAGAAGAAGAAAGUGGGAGGUCUCACUCUACCUGAUUUCAGAACCUAUUAUACAGCCACAGUAGUCAAAACAGCCUGGUACUGGUACAACAACAGGCACAUAGACCAAUGGAACAGAAUUGAGAACCCAGAUAUAAAUCCAUCCACGUAUGAGCAGCUGAUAUUUGACAAAGGACCAGUGUCAGUUAAUUGGGGAAAAGAUAAUCUUUUUAACAAAUGGUGCUGGCAUAACUGGAUAUCCAUUUGCAAAAGAAUGAAACAGGACCCAUACCUCACACCAUGCACAAAAACUAACUCCAAGGGGAUCAAAGACCUAAACAUAAAGACUAAAACGAUAAAGAUCAUGGAAGAAAAAAUAGGGACAAUCCUAGGAGCCCUAAUACAGGGCAUAAACAGAAUACAAAACAUUACCAAAAAUGAUGAAGAGAAACCAGAUAACUGGGAGCUCCUAAAAAUCAAACACCUAUGCUCAUCUAAAGACUUCACCAAAAGAGUAAAAAGACCACCUACAGACUGGGAAAGAAUUUUCAGCUAUGACAUCUCCGACCAGCGCCUGAUCUCUAAAAUCUACAUGAUUCUGUCAAAACUCAACCACAAAAAGACAAACAACCCAAUCAAGAAGUGGGCAAAGGAUAUGAACACACAUUUCACUAAAGAAGAUAUUCAGGCAGCCAACAGAUACAUGAGAAAAUGCUCCCGAUCAUUAGCCAUUAGAGAAAUGCAAAUUAAAACUACGAUGAGAUUCCAUCUCACACCAACUAGGCUGGCAUUAAUCCAAAAAACACAAUAAAUGUUGGAGAGGCUGUGGAGAGAUUGGAACUCUUAUACACUGCUGGUGGGAAUGUAAAAUGGUACAACCACUUUGGAAAUCUAUCUGGCGUUAUCUUAAACAGUUAGAAAUAGAACUACCAUACAACCCAGAAAUCCCACUCCUCGGAAUAUACCCUAGAGAUACAAGAGCCUUCACACAAACAGAUAUAUGCACACCCAUGUUUAUUGCAGCUCUGUUUACAAUAGCAAAAAGCUGGAAGCAACCAAGGUGUCCGUCAACGGAUGAAUGGGUAAAUAAAUUGUGGUAUAUUCACACGAUGGAAUGCUACGCAUCGAUAAAGAACAGUGGCGAAUCUCUGAAACAUUUCAUAACAUGGAGGAACCUGGAAGGCAUUAUGCUGAGCGAAAUGAGUCAGAGGCAAAAGGACAAAUAUUGUAUAAGACCACUAUUAUAAGAUCUUGAGAAAUAGAAAAAACGGAGAACACAUACUUUUGUGGUUACGAAGGCGGGAGGGAGGGAGAGGGUUUUUUAUUGAUCAAUCAGUAGAUAAGAACUGCUUUGGGUGAAGGGAAAGACAACACUCAAUACAAGGAAGGUCAGCCGAAUUGGACUGGACUAAGAGCAAAGAGGUUUCCGGGAUAAAAUGAAUGUUUCAGAGGUCAGCGGAGCAGGGGCGGGGGUCUGGGGAACAUGGUUUGAGGGGACUUCUAAGUCAAUAGGCAGAAUAAUUCUACUAUGAAAACAUUCUGCAUCCCACUUUGAAAUGUGGCAUCUGGGGUCUUAAAUGCUAACAAGCGGCCACCUAAGAUGCAUCAAUUGGUCUCAACCCACCUGGAGCAAAGGAGAAUGAAGAACACCAAGGUCACACGACAACUAAGAGCCCAAGAGACAGAGAGGGCCACAUGAACCAGAGACCUACAUCAUCCUGAGACCAGAAGAACUAGUUGGUGCCCGGCCACAAUCGAUGACUGCCCUGACAGGGAGCACAGCAGAGGACUCCGGAGGGAGCAGGAGAUCAGUGGGAUGCAGACCCCAAAUUCUCAUAAAAAGACCAUACUUAAUGGUCUGACUGCGACUAGAGGAAUCCCGGCGGCAAUGCUCCCCAAACCUUCUGUUGGCACAGGACAGGAACCAUCCCCGAAGACAACUCAUCAGACAUGAAAGGGACUGGUCAGCGGGAGGGAGAGAGAUGCUGAUGAAGAGUGAGCUAAUUAAAUCAGGUGGACACUUGAGAGUGUGUUGGCAACUCUUGUCUGGAGGGGGGAUGGGAGGAUAGAGAGAGAGGGAAGCUGGCAAAAUUGUCACGAAAGGAGAGACUGAAAGGGCUGACUCAAUAGGGGGAGAGCAAGUGGGAGAAGGGAGUAAGAUGUAUGUAAACUUAUAUGUGACAGACUGAUUGGAUUUGCAAAUGUUCACUUGAAGCUUAAUAAAAGUUAAUUAAAAAAAAUCACUGUCAACGUAUAAAAAAAAAAUAAUAAUAAUGAUAAUAAUAAUUUGAAUGAUUUUUUAAGGUCCCUGGGUGGUACAAACAUUUUGUGCCCUACUACUAACCAAAAGUUUGGUGACUCGAGUCCACCCAGCAGCACCAUGGAAAAAAGCCCUGGCAAUCUACUUCGUAAGAUUAAAAAAACAAAAACAACACCUGUUGUCAUGGAGUCAGUUCAGACUAAUGGCAGCCCGAUGUGCGUGAGAAUGUUUUCAAUUGAUGUACUCUUACCAAAAAGUCCCUGGGUGGCACAAGUCAUCUGAGCUUGUCUACUAACCUAAAUACAGGCAGUUUGUACUCACUCCAUGGCACUGUGAAACAGGCCUAGCCAUCUAUUUCCGUAAAGAUUACAGCCAAGAAAACCUCAUGGAACUCAGUUCUACUCUGUAACAAACACAUGGGGUCACCAUGAGCCAGAAUCAACUCCAUGGCAACAGGUUUGGUUUUUGGUAUUGCAUGAUUUUUAAGGGAGAGAAUUAAUUGCUAAAAGCAACAAAUAAUAGCCAUUUGUCUUUUAUUGUGGAACACUUUCCCAGGUUCUGAGGAGGUUACACAGAGCUGUAAGUCUUUGUGUUUGUUGAACUGAGUGUAAAGGAAAGUUACUAACAGGCAGUCAGGAUAGAUAGGGCCCAAAUAUGUAGUACUGCUUUAGGAAGUUAGAGGGCAAUAGAUACGUUGCAGGCUGAUACUCUGGAAUGGAAGGCUUUACAGAGGAAAUACAAUUCAAUAAAACCAGAAAGGAUGGCUAAUAGUUUAUUCUUAGCUAAAUUUCUGUGCACCAGACACUGUGCUAAGGUAUAAAUGGAUUCUUAUAACCCUUCUGCAAAGACAUAGGCACUAUAUUUUAUAUUCAUAGACACCAAAGCACAGAAAGGUGAGUUCAUACAGCCCAGCAAGUACUCCAACCCAAACAUUCUUAUUCUAGAGCAUCACUUUUUUCCCCAUCUUAUGCUGCUUUUCUACCAGGCGCUCCUUGGAAACCGUAUGGGGCAGUUUUACUCUGUCCUAUACGGUUGCUAUGAGUGGGAAUCGACGUGACAGCAAUGGUUUUUUUUUUUUUUUGGUUUAUGCUGCUUUUCUAGAAUUCUGGUAGGUAAAAGGAAGAGCAUUUUAGAAAGAAAGGAAGAGUAGAAAUGCAGGUGCCACGUGUGGAAGAUAGCAAGUAGACCAUUCUAGCUAAAGUGGAAUGUUUGGAAAAUUCAUGAAAGAUAAAUUUGGAGAGAUAGGUUGAAGCCAAUUUUUGUAUGAGUAUUGAAUGCCAGGGUAUGGGAUUUGAGUUUUAUGUCUUUAAAUGAAGAUUUCUAAUUAGGUAGUAUUUAUUGUGUCCAUGUGCUUGGCUGCUAACUGAAAGGUUGGGUGUCGAGUCCACCCAGAGGUGCCUCAGAAAAAAGUCCUGGUGAUCAGCUUCUGGAAAAUUAGCCACUGAAAACCCUGUAGAGCACAGUUCUACUCUGACACACAUGGGGCUGCCAUGAGUUGGAAGCAACUCCAUGGUAACUGGUUUGGUUUGAGUUUGUAAUUAGGGAGCCACUGUGGGCUCAAGGUGUUUUGGAGUCCUAAUCAGAUGGGGCCCUGGUGGUGCAGUGGUUAAGAGCUUGGCUGCUAACCAAAAGGCUGGCAGUUUGAAUCCACCAGCCGUUCCUUGGAAACCCUAUGGGGACGUUCUCCUCUGUCCUGUAGGACCACUAGGAGUUGGAAUCAACAGCAAUUUUUUUUUUUUUUAGUCUGAUGGGGUGGAUUGAAAUCAAUUGACUAUAGAUUUAGAGACUCUUUAGGUCAUUAUAAGGAGCCUUGGCAUGCAGUGGUUAAGCACACUUGGCUGUUCACUGAAAAGGUUGAUGGUUCGAACCCACCAGCCACUCCAGGGGAGAAAAAUGUGGCAGUCUGGUUCCGUAAAGAUUACAGGCUUGGAAACUCUGUGGGGCGGUUCUACUCUGUCCUAUAGGGUUUCUGUGAGUUAGACUCGACUCAAUGGCAAUGGGUUUGGUUUCUUUGGUUUUUGGUAGAUCGUUAACAGCAUGUC